Messenger RNA from Rhopilema esculentum, 1999 nucleotides. Its product is annotated as nucleolar RNA helicase 2. NCBI's taxonomy places the organism in Eukaryota, Metazoa, Cnidaria, Scyphozoa, Rhizostomeae, Rhizostomatidae. The record is from RefSeq and is a predicted model, not a curated record. Gene Ontology annotation, cellular component: cytosol. Gene Ontology annotation, molecular function: ATP binding; RNA helicase activity; RNA binding.
UGUCACGGUCAACUCGCUCUUUUCAGUUAUGUCCACGCUUUUGGCCUGGACAAGGAACAGACUGUGUCGAAACCCCGUCAAUGUUCUGCCAUCAUUGAAGAAUAUGAGACUGCAGAGUAAGCCAAAGUCUUCAGAUAUAAUAAGCGAGUCAAGCAAAGUUGCCAGUGAAGAAAUGAAUGGAAAAGAUGAUGGAACAUGUGAACCAAAGGAACCAAAGGGAAACGGAGACUUCAGUAAUUUCCGAAUAUCUUCAAAAACCGUAAAGAAACUUCAGGAAAGAGGAAUCACACAUCUGUUUCCUAUUCAAGCUAAAACCUAUGAUUAUGUUUAUGACGGCUGUGAUAUUAUUGCUAGAGCAAAAACGGGCACAGGAAAAACGCUUUCCUUCGCAUUGCCGCUUUGUGAAAAGCUUAGAGAAAUAAAGCAAGUUAAAGACAAAGGAAGACCACCUAUGGUAUUGACAUUAGCACCAACAAGGGAGCUGGCAAAUCAGAUAUUAAAAGAAUUCGAGCUGAUAAAAAGCAAGAAGUUGUCAACAGUCUGUGUUUAUGGAGGUGUAUCAUAUGAUUCUCAAGAGGCUGCAUUUCGAAAUGGACUGGAUAUUUUGGUGGGAACUCCAGGGCGAAUUUUCGAUCACAUGGAAAGAGGAAACUUGGACUUGUCGAAACUGAAACACGUUGUCUUAGAUGAAGCUGACCGCAUGUUGGAAAUGGGCUUUCAAGAAAAAGUAGAUGAAAUCCUAAAAAACGCCUACACUCAAGGCAAACCCCAAACACUAUUGUUUUCUGCAACGGUGCCGACCUGGGUAAGUAAGGCGAGCAAAAAGUAUAUGGGUGAGGACAAGAAACUUGUUGAUCUUGUUGGUGAGGAAGGCGAUCAAACGGCGUGCGGAGUUGAGCAUAAAGCACUUCGAUGCCCAUACCACGAGAGGGCUGCAACCAUUGCCGAUAUUGUACAGGUUUACAGUGGUGCCCAUGGCCGUGCAAUGAUUUUCACAUCGACCAAAAAGGAAGCAAAUGAACUGGCACUAAAUUCGGUUUUAAAACAAGAGACACAGGUUCUGCACGGAGACAUAAACCAGGCUCAAAGGGAAAUAACUCUGAGCAGUUUUCGCGAAGGAAAGAUUCGUGUUCUGGUUGCCACAGACGUAGCAUCUCGCGGUCUUGACAUUCCAGAAGUGGAUCUUGUUAUUCAAACUGAACCGCCUGCGGAUAUCGACUCGUACAUUCAUAGAUCCGGACGCACUGGGCGAGCCGGACGAACUGGAGUUUGUAUUGUGUUUUAUAAACCGAAUCAGGAAUAUUUGCUACAGGCUGUCGAGAAACAAGCGGGAAUAAAAUUCAUGCGUAUUGGUGCCCCGCAGCCUUCAGAUAUCAUAAAAGCCUCCGCCAAAGAUGCUACCAGAUCACUAGGGACAGUAUCAACGGAGAUGGCAAGCCUGUUUGAGUCGACGGCAAAGGAUUUGCUCGAAACGAACGAUGCCGUCAAGGUAUUGUCAAAGGCAUUGGCACUGUUAUCUGGGACUACGGAAAUCAAAACACGCUCUUUGCUUUCUUCGCAAGCUGGCUACACUACUUUCCUAAUACGUCAGAACUGGCAACUGCGAGGCACUGGCCUCAUUUGGAAAAUGUUGAAUGACGAUUUUUCCAGCAAAGACGUCGAUCAAAUUCGUGGAAUGAAAUUGUGCAAGGACAAGCUGGCCGCGGUAUUUGAUGUCCCAGACGCGCUUAAAGAUACGUUCAAGGACAACUGGAAAGAGCGCCACUAUGCCACGCUAGAGAUACCAACAAGCCUGCCAGAAUUAGAAGACCGAAAACCGGACAGCUACGGGUAUGCAAAUGGAGGCGGUAACAGCUGGAACUCAAGGGGGUCUGGGACAUUUCACUCAAAACCACGCUUUGGGAAUCAAGGCAAUCAAGGUUUCAAGCGAAAAAAUGACAAUAACUCUAACAGAGAUUGGAAUGAUCGCAAAAGAACAAAAUAUGGAGCUUCUGCUUAG